Messenger RNA from Magnusiomyces paraingens, 450 nucleotides. RefSeq lists its product as uncharacterized. NCBI's taxonomy places the organism in Eukaryota, Fungi, Ascomycota, Dipodascomycetes, Dipodascales, Dipodascaceae. The record is from RefSeq and is a predicted model, not a curated record. Bases 1 to 450 code for a protein of 149 amino acids. The transcript has a single exon.
AUGCUCCAUAGCGCCAGUUCUUCCCUCCGAAUGCUCUACGACUUCACGGUGCAAGGCCGUUACACUGACCAGGACGAGCUGGGUGAAAUUCUGGGGUGGUACUUGCAGGCCCGUUUUGGCGAUGCGCACGCGACCUCUGCGUUAGCCAUUGUCGAAAGCACCAUCCAUAGCAGCAGAAAGGGAAGCUUGCAGGCUCUCCAUAAUACACACCAAUCGCAACAGCUGUUUGCCCGUCUAUUGGAUGCUGAUCAACACAUGACGGUGGCCUCGCGCAAACAGGCCGUCUACCAUCAUGUCCAUCACGUCAUGGGGCUCCCAGAGUCGGUACCCGUGCCAAUUGAGGCACUCGAGUACUGGCACAAGUACCGUGGCACGUCGCGCGGUACUGCUCUUAGUUUAUUCAUUGCCGGAGUUCAUCGCAAGGCCCAUGAUAGCAAUGAUGAGUGGUGA